Messenger RNA from Diachasmimorpha longicaudata, 1343 nucleotides. RefSeq names its product barH-like 1 homeobox protein. Gene Ontology annotation, molecular function: DNA-binding transcription factor activity, RNA polymerase II-specific; DNA binding. The record is from RefSeq and is a predicted model, not a curated record. Gene Ontology annotation, biological process: regulation of DNA-templated transcription. NCBI's taxonomy places the organism in Eukaryota, Metazoa, Arthropoda, Insecta, Hymenoptera, Braconidae. The transcript is spliced from 3 exons. Bases 675 to 1343 code for a protein of 222 amino acids.
GUUUCAAAAUAAACGGCUGGAUUAAUUUGAGGAGAAAACAUCACCUCAGUAAGCGAACGCGAACAUUGUGUGCGAUCCAUUGAUUUUGAGCUUUCAAUAAAAUAUUUUUCAACUGGGGGUGAAAGCCGGGGAUAUCUGUGAGCGCAACCCCAAGACAAAAUGACAUUCGGUGGUUUGAUUGUCAUUAAUUAAUUGGAUUAUUCGGUGUUGUGUCAUUGUGUGGAAGUGUCCAGUCGUUCCAAUAGAAGUUGAGCCCCUGGAUGACCUGAGAUCAUCAUCGGGUGAUUGUUAAGAUAAAUCAUAAAUGUUAUAAAUCGUUUGAUAAAUUUAUUGGAGCAUCGAGAAGUUGAAAUAUAUUGUUGCGUUCGGGGAAACGCUAAUAAGACAAUUAAGAAGGAGAUCGGGGCGGUUUAUUAAUAAUAUUAAUUAGAGGGGAGACAGCGGACAGAUCUGUCCUUCCGAAGAUAUCUGUUGAUCAUUGGAGACACCGGACUUUUCUCCUGGAAGACCGCUCUUUUGGGCCCGUUCGUGACGGUCCGUUAAACGAGAGGUGGUUUUAAUGGUUCGAAAGGGGAGUCGUGACAAUAUUGAUGAAUUGCGGGGGAGUGAUCAAUGAUUUAUUCAAGUCGAUCGAUUCUCCGCAUCAACUCUUGAUUUGAGUCCAUCGGGUUAUCAUGCAGGAGCAUAAGUCCUUCUUGAUAAGGGAUCUCCUUGGAGAUGUCUUGGCUGAACGCGUUCAAGAUGACUCGGAAGACGAUUCUGCACUUCAUUCUGAUUCUGAGGAUACGAUAGAUCCUGGUCACAGUCCCUGCACUCGACUGGAGAGUCCCCCACCUGUGCUAUCACCAUCACCUGGUUCAGCACAAAAUUGUGGACCUUCUGGUAAUGUCACUAGCGGCCGCAAACCUCGACGGAGACGUACAGCAUUCACUCACGCACAAUUGGCGUAUCUAGAGCGUAAAUUCAGGUGUCAAAAGUAUCUCAGUGUUGCUGAUCGCAGUGAUGUCGCUGAUGCUCUAUCGCUGUCCGAAACACAAGUCAAAACUUGGUACCAGAACAGAAGAACGAAGUGGAAACGUCAGAAUCAACUGAGACUGGAACAACUCAGACAUCAAGCGACAGUGGAAAAGGAACUUCUGGUCAGGGGAGUGGGACUUCAUCACAGCAGUAUCGAUGCCUACUGUCCACCAUAUACGCAACCCCAGGGUGCAUCACGUCCGUCGCAUCAGCCACCACCACCACCACCACCACCUCCACCCUCGAGCGCAUCCACCGCGGCAUUUCUGUCAACUGCCGCCGCACUCUUCCGUAAUGUUACUUAUGUACACGGCUGUCCACUUUAA